CUCUUAUGUUAAUUUAUGUGCUCCGAGCUUCCGCCCGUGUGAUUUUCAACAGUUUAAACGGGAACGCGGUAGAGUGGAGUGCAGUGCAGGACGGCGAAGGGAACAAGUGCUCUUUCCCAGUGUUCACCAUGAACGGCAACUUGGUACAGAGGACUGGCCGCGAGCUGACGUUACUACACACGGGAGAUACAUGUUGGGUCGUGGAGUAAAGCGCAAGAUGAGCGAAUACGAGGCGUCUGGGGGGCUGGGUCCGCUGCCGGACCUGCCCUACCCACAGCAGCGGCAGCUCGUGCUGGACCUGUGUCUGAACAAAUUGCAGGGUUGCCACACGCGGGCUGAGCCCAGCCUGCACCGUUCUGUACUGCUGGCUAACACCCUGCGCCACAUCCAGGAGGAGUUGCGGCGGGAAGGUGGGGACCCGCCGGCUAUCCUGGCACCUGCACCACCCCACGUUGCCACGCCCCUGCAUUCUCCUGACAUGCCGCCCAUUCCCCCAGACUGUGGUGUCAUUUGUAGCCCAACUGGAGGCUGCUGGCCUGGCCUGCCCAUAGCCAUGAAGGAGCCAGGGCUUAUAGGGGGCUCUCAGGUGACGGGGCUUCUGACCUGUCCAGGGUGUGGUGAUAGUGAUGAACUGAGUGUCACCUCAUCUUUGUCUGACGAAGAAGUAUGUGGUGGGGAUUUGAGUGUAGACACCAGGUCUUCAGACUCGCUCUUUGGAUCCUUCGAGAUCACAAACUCUACCAGCUACCUGACAGAUCUGGCUUUUGAUGACAUCUUUGAGGACAUCGACACCUCCAUGUAUGACUCUUCUGAUUUCUCUGUGUUGGCCCUGCCCCCGGCACGUGGUACUGGCACCACCACUGGACCGGAGGACAGUCUGAAGCCAUUCCCUAGCUGCACCUCUACUAGCACCCUGCAACUCUGUCUAACGGACCUUAAUGAUCUGGACCACAUAAUGGAGAUCCUAGUGGGGUCUUGAACUGUGGUGGGAACCUGACUGCUACCCUCUCCUUACUCUGUUCUUUUAAAAACAGUUUCCAAUUAAUUUUUUGGGAUGGGAAUGAAAAUAUUUGGUUAGAAUAGUCUAUUUAUAUUUUUAUACAGAAUACUCUAUUUAUAUAAAAAGAGCGAGAUAUGCCUGACAUACACCUACUGUAGAUGAAAAGUGUGCAUUUUGUGUUGAGAUCAAUCUUUCCUAAUUUAUAUGAACUGAGCUUGAACGUGCAAAGACAACCCGAAUCCACAGUAUUAUCACUGUAGGCCAUCUAGCUGAACUUUUAAACGUGUUUUAUCCAGAAAAGCAGCCACAGAAGCAACCUUUCCCAGGAAAGAAUCAGUUGCAUAACAUCUUCAGUCCUUUUUCGAAUGAAAUCAAUCUUUAUUUUUAUAAAACAGUUUUUUGAUAUGUAUUUCUGCAGCAUUAAAAUGUAUUUUUAUGGGUUUGAGCUGACUGUGAUAGGUACACUCACCAGAUGAGACUGACUCUACCUCUUCUAGAUCUUCGGCGGCUGCCUGCUCCCAGAAGCCCCAAGCUCUACCUGCAGGCGAAUGCUGUCACUCAGUGUUCUUCUGCGUUCUGUCUUGUCUCUUUUUUAACUAUGGCAGAACACGUGAUUGUCAUUUUCUGCCUGUGUGCGUGCAUGCAUGCCGGUGCGAGUGUGCAGCCCACACGUACCAGCCAUGUCAGCCUCUCACACUGGAGACUGUGGCCCUGCACUGAAGGAAGUUCUUGGUUUCUAUGGCAACCCCCGUCUCCUCCAAAACAAAAAACUGCCUGCAUGGUGGAGAAAGGGCUGGUUUCACAGUUCAGAGGGGGGCUCAUGCGGACAGACUGGCACGAGGAGAUGGUGUCUGCCUUCUUUUAUUCUUCUUUGAUGGUGGUUUUAUGUGGUGUUCCUUUUUGUUGUUUCUGUGGUGACACUCUGUUUUUAAGAUGGCAUUUUCCACACAACGCUCGAAGUGGAUACCCUUCUUCUUCCAAGUCCCCUCCCCACCCAACUCCAGCUCCUGAACUAACAUGCAGCGACGUUCAAGGCCCAUUCAUAUUUCACACUUGUUCCUUAUCCCAUGCACGAUAACUGGAUCCGCUUCAGGUUCGAAAAAGUAGGAUGAAUAAUAGACUUACCCAGCAAAGUGUCUAACAGGACGGGGAGUUUCAAAUAACGGUCUCCCCUCCCAAUACUGACUGUGUCAGAGGGGCUUCCCGCCCACAUAUAUUUAGCUCUGGAUUCUGUCGGAAUGUGUAAACAACUGCAAAUUUUUCUGUGCAUUUCCAAUGGCGGAGAGCAAUGGCAGACGGCUUUAUUUUUUAAAAAUUUUUUCCUUCCCCUAACCCUUAAGCCCUGUUAACUCUUGCAGUUCUAAUGGCAUGCAGCGACAACAAAUCUGCACGUCCCACCAGCUGGAAGUGCGGCCGUGCUGGAGAGAGGGAGCGAGCGGGGGAGGGGGAGCAGGAGGUGGGCUGCAGCUACUGUCACGUGGAGCUGCUUGCCUUCACAAAGCUGCAGCGCUGGGAGCUGACCCCGCCCACUCUGCACAGGGCCCAUGAUCACUAUUCAUUGGCUCCCCUUCUGGCCAAUCAGGCGAGAAGGGGUUGGAUGAAAGCCCAGCCCCCUCCUCCCCCAACUCACUCCCCAGCCCGUAGCCUUUGUUAGACUGAAAAACAAAUGCUUGCCGCCUGGCAGAGUUUCUGCUUAGAAACUGUUUCGAACAGUUAGAGACAAACUGUUCUGUCUGUUGCCGUUCCUUUGCCUCCAAUUGCUUCCUCCUGAAAUAUAUUUUUUAAAACGUCCUUAUUUUUCCAUUCAGAAAAAAAAUGCCAUUUUUUACAUCGUAUGUUUUAAAUGAAGCGGAAUGAAGGGCGCGCUCAUUGUCAGACGAACGCAGACGAGUAUCUUUAGCUGCGGUGUGGUGAAAAUACCCACCCAGCAGGGAGACCGGGGAGGGGGGUUAGUCUCCAAGCCCACUGUAGUGGGUAAGUGUACAAGGCAGCCGAGCUUGUGGUUGCGCUCUCCACUUGGGCUGACCACAGUACUCAGACCCGCCCAGCUGUAUCUGCACAGCUCUGCUUCUACAAGUUACCGUACGACUGCGAACCACCUCCCAACCUCCAUUCCUUCUCGUUUUUCCGUUUAAGUCGAGAUCCGGAUAACGUGUGUUAAGAAUUGACACUGAGGUCUGCAUCAGAGGUGGGGGCUCUGCUUUGUCCACUUCGCAUGGGCCUUGGGUUUGGCCAGCUGUAGGCUACAGGAGAAAUGUGUAAGCUUUGUAAGCUUGUUUUGUACAUACUUGUGUACAUAAAAAUCCGUGUUAAAUUAUGUUAUUAGUUUGAGUGGUGUCAUUGAGCAGAUUUUAAAUAAUAUAUUUUGUUUAUUUAAUGGAAGUGGUCCAGGAUAUUUAGUCAGGUAGCGCAACCCUGGGAGAAAGUGAGAGAGAAUUUGCUGUUCUCAGGCUCCUCCCGUUGCAUCUCGGUUAAUGUGUGGUAAAGCAGGUGUGUAUAAUUCGGGCCUUUUAAAAAAAAAAAAAAAAAAAAAAAAAGAAGAAAAAAAAUUUGGCCCUUUACGCUGGGGAGAGAGCAAGUAUUCCUUAUGGCAGGCAGGCAGUUCUUGGGCAGCUAAAAACCCAAAAAAGUGAUUAAAUGUCAUAAAACUCAGUUUUUGCUACGUUCUUGAUCUGUUAUCCCAGCUAGUUUGUUUUGCGUAUUUUUAAUCAUAAGAAAUUGUGCAUAAGUAUAUUCUUAAUAGUAACACGUUUUUACGACUGAAAUGGUGUAAGCAACACACAGUUUGCUACCCAGCUAACCCUGAGCUGCAAGUCUACCAAACUAGGCUCGUUCAAUGUAAUAAAUGAUCCAGUUGGGCUAAGUUUCUUUUACGAUCGCUUGUCUGACCCUCAUUUUAGUGUGAGGAAUCGCUUUAGAAAAAAGACGAGAAUUGUCCUGUCACCGUAUACCCAUCUGUGUUUGAGGUCCACGGGCCUCUGAGGAACGAGUAGUUUGCAGUAAAGGUGGCUGGGUUGGACUCCCUGAGAUAGUGUUUAAGCUUUGAGAAUGUGAUGCACAGUUUUUUUAUUUAUUUAUUUAUUUAUUUUUUUCUUUUUGGGUCUGGGUUAAAGGUGCAAGGAGAUGCCAGCAGGCCAAACCUUCCUGGCUAUGGUAAUGGGUAUGACUGACUAAACUCACUAUCCACCCUGGGACGCAGAGUUUACUGAGGACAGAUUCAUCUAGCGAGCCUGUGGUUUUGUGCAAUUAUGAAGUACCACUUGUGUAAACCCGUUCAUCUGAAGAAAGUUUAAACUAAAAACUAGUCUUUGUCCUAAGUGCAAUACAAACACAGCAGUGGUCCCAGGAUUUACUUGGCCUUAUUGGCAUCAGCCUUCUCUCCUCUCUGACAACGCUGUUCAUUUACCAGUGAACCCAAGACCAUUCAUGGCUGGAAAAUUGUGUUUAAUAAAUAGAGAUGUGUUACAAAAGAAACAUGACUGACAAUGGACCGUUUAACAGCAACGCAUGAGGAAUUCAGAAUUUAUUCAUCUUGUUUUUAUGAGAUUUCCAUUUUGUUUCUUGGUUCUUGCUUUUGACCUCAAACUUUGUGUAUGUGUGUUGUGUACAUAAUUAAAUGUACAUAAUUUAAUAUUUACUUUUUGACACCUUUAUAUUCUAUGCAAUACUCUUGUAGCAGGUCAGUAAAUCUAAUUAAAA
Messenger RNA from Scleropages formosus (Asian bonytongue), 4699 nucleotides. Its product is annotated as SERTA domain-containing protein 2. Gene Ontology annotation, molecular function: transcription regulator activity. The record is from RefSeq and is a predicted model, not a curated record. Lineage: Eukaryota; Metazoa; Chordata; Actinopteri; Osteoglossiformes; Osteoglossidae. Bases 191 to 979 code for a protein of 262 amino acids. The transcript is spliced from 2 exons. Gene Ontology annotation, cellular component: nucleus.